Lagopus leucura (white-tailed ptarmigan) is the source of this 1629-nucleotide messenger RNA. Its product is annotated as apelin receptor A-like. Gene Ontology annotation, molecular function: G protein-coupled receptor activity. Gene Ontology annotation, biological process: immune response; G protein-coupled receptor signaling pathway. Gene Ontology annotation, cellular component: membrane. NCBI's taxonomy places the organism in Eukaryota, Metazoa, Chordata, Aves, Galliformes, Phasianidae. The record is from RefSeq and is a predicted model, not a curated record.
AUGGCCACACCAGCAAUAGGACCACUGGGCUUUUGCACUACUGCAUCCCUACUGCCUGCAUCCUUGUUGCAUCUCUGCUGCUUCUCUACUGCAUCCCUGCUAAUUCCUACUGCAUCCCUGCUGCUUCCCUACUGCAUCAUCCCUGUUGCUUCUCUUCUGCAUCCCUGUUGCUUCCCUGCCUGCAUCCCUACUGCAUCCAUCCCUGCCUGCAUCCCUACUGCAUCCAUCCCUGCCUGCAUCCCUUCUGCAUUCCUGUUGCAUCUCUACUGCUUCCCUGCCUGCAUCCCUACUGCAUCCAUCCCUGUAUCCCCGCCUGCAUCCCGCUCCCUCCAUCCCCUCCCGCUCCCGUUCCCACCCGCACAAUCCCCACUCCCGCAGCCCCAGCACAGCCCCCCCAUCCCUCUGGCCGCACUUUGGGUACCCGCACCCCCUCCAUCGCCCCGAGCCGCUCCCACCGCUCUCCGCCUCCGCGGGGCGGUGCGCGGGGUCGCCUUAUUAAAGGUGAACGGCGCGGGGGGACGUGGGGCGAUGGAGUACGCGGAGGCGGAUUAUUACUACGGGGAGGCGGAGGAGGAGGAGGAGGAGGGCAACGGGACGGCGUGCGCCUGGCAGGCGGACUGGGAGGCGUCCUUCUCGCUGCUGCCCGCGCUCUACGCGCUGGUCUUCGCGCUGGGGCUGGCGGGCAACGCGCUGGUUUUGCUGACGGUGUGGCGCGGCCCCCGAGCCAAGCGGCGCUCCGCCGACGCCUACAUCGGCAACCUGGCGUUGGCCGACCUGGCCUUCGUGGCCACGCUGCCGCUGUGGGCCGCCUACACGGCGCUGCGCUUCCACUGGCCCUUCGGCGCGGCGCUCUGCAAGCUCAGCAGCUACCUGGUGCUGCUCAACAUGUUCGCCUCCGCCUUCUGCCUGGGCGGGCUGAGCGCCGAGCGUUACCGCGCCGUGCUCCGCGCCGCCCCCCCGCCGCCCCGCGCCGCUUCCGCGCGUCUCCGCCGCCCCGCGGCUCUGGGCCCUCUGGCCGCGCUGUGGGCGGCGGCGGCGGCGGCCGCUCUGCCCGCCCUGCUGCUCCGCGAGGCGCGGAGGGACGCGCGGAACCGCACGCUGUGCGACCUGCGGUUGUGGGGGGAGGGCGGCGGCGCGGAGCGGGCGGCGGCGGCGCUCAGCCUCGGCACCACCGCGCUGGGCUUCGCCGCUCCGCUGCUGCUCAUGGCCGUGUGCUACUGCUGCGUGGGGAGCGCCGUCCGCCGCCACCUGCGGCCCCGCAGAGCCGAAGCGGCGGCGAGGAGGAGGCUGCUGCGGUUGAUCGCCGCGCUGGUCGGGGUGUUCGCCGGCUGCUGGCUGCCUUUCCAUCUGCUGAAGAGCCUCUUCGUGCUGGCGGCGGCCGGGCUGCUGGAGCUGCCGUGCGCUCUGCUCGGCCUCAUCUCCCGCCUGCAUCCCUACGCCACCUGCCUCGCCUACCUCAACAGCUGCCUCAACCCGCUGCUCUACGCCUUCCUCGACGGCCGCUUCCGCGCGCAGUGCCGAGCGCUGCUGGGGCUGCGCGGAGCCCGACCGCCCCCCGCCGCCUCCUCCACGCCGAGCGCUCCGACGCAGCGCUCCGAGCUGCCCUCCUCGGGGGGCACCAAGGUGUAG